Entrophospora candida is the source of this 624-nucleotide messenger RNA. Lineage: Eukaryota; Fungi; Glomeromycota; Glomeromycetes; Entrophosporales; Entrophosporaceae. The record is from the annotation of a GenBank genome assembly.
AUGACAACAAGUGGUGUAAACCUUGGUUGGAGUUUGCCAAAUUCUGUUAGUCCGUCAAGAUUAUUACAAGCCUCUAAUUCUUUAAGUGAAGCUAAUCGUAAAUAUAAUAAAGAAAAAAUCAAAAAUAAUGGCUCCAUCAAACAAGUUCGUGUGGGUCCUUUAUUUAAAUUAAAAUUAUAUUAUAUGUUUACCGCUUCCGUUAGGCCAAAGUCUGUUGCUGAUUUUACUUGGAAAGAAGAAUAUACAAAAUGCGAUGUUGCGGUUUAUAGAAUCUGUGCUGAUGAUAACAACAUCAAUAGAAAGAAAAAAAAGAAAAAACUGGAAUAUGUUUAUGAAUUGGUUUUAAUUGAAGAUCUUAAUGAUGGUAGAUAUCAUGAUGAGUUUGAUAUUGAAGAUCCAAAGAAACAAAAAGAAAUCAAAUCAAAAUUAGAAAAGCCUAAUGUUAGUAUUCCUGGAAAAAUCAAAAGAAUUCCUGUCACUUCAAUAUCACGAUUAUUUUAUAAUUCUUCUGGUUCUUUGUUAAACAUUGAAGAAUCAAAAUCUCCUGUUCUUGUGCUCAAAGUCAUGAAAAGCUUAUCGUCAUCCAAAUCAAAUCUGAAUAAUAAUUACGAUAAAGAGGAAGAG